AUGGAGCACAAGAAAGAACCUAUGGCAAUAUCACGACCAGAGGAGAUGGGACAGCGCAUGAGAUAUUCACACAUCAACAGUAUCGACGGAAUCAUCACAAUAUGGCGAAAGUCGGAGCACGGAAAAAUCAUGGACCAAAGCCGCAAGAGAUACAAUGUUUUCAAGGAAGGCCAGCAUCCAUCAUCUGGAAGAAUGUUUCUGAACUGGUUAGGGCAAAAAAAAUGGAAGAGGCGUGCAUCUUUAAGGGCACUAACACUUAAGGCUGUUAAAGCACCACAAACCUGGAUUCUUGAUGGCCUCGCAAAAUUGGGCAUGGGUCAUCAAAAGCCUCUGGCGAGCACAUAUUGCAGCAAAGAAGCGAAUCUCCAUGCUCAUCUCAAUCAAUGGUUUAACCAGCAUAUUUAG
This is a messenger RNA of Arabis nemorensis, 405 nucleotides long. NCBI's taxonomy places the organism in Eukaryota, Viridiplantae, Streptophyta, Magnoliopsida, Brassicales, Brassicaceae. The record is from the annotation of a GenBank genome assembly.